AGAAAAGAAUCACACAAAAGGAUAAUUAAAGGCAUUGAAAUCCUACAGGAGAAGGUUCAUACUGUCAACAGCGGGCAUUCAAUAUGCCCAAUUAAUGCGGUCAUUCCGGGAUCCCCCCCAAAAUUAACAAUAGAACGAACACCUGCACAGUUCAGUCGGUUUGUUUUGAUUCACUAAUUCCACGUGCGUAUGUGUGCUGCAUGCUGCACUUGCCGCAUUUGGCACGUGUUGAUGUAGCUAGACAGGCUGCACUUUCUGAAUUGAAGACGCGACGACACUCAACUGGUACAAUUUCAACUGGGCCGAUUGCAUGAAUACAUUUCAGCAAUUCAGUCAUUUUUUGGGACAAUAAUGCCUAUAAUAUCAAAUCAAAGGCCGGUGAUGGAGACCUGCAUACAGAGAGGUACCCGUGUCAUUCGAGGACCUGACUGGACCUACAGGGACCAAGAUGGCGGAAAGGGGCAUGCAGGAGCAGUCUCAAGUCUGCAAGCUGUCUGUCGACCCUACUUUGCCAAACAAACAGUGCUCGUCCAGUGGGACAAUGGAGAAAAGGGUCUCUACAGGACUGGCUACAAUCAGGCUUAUGAUAUCAGGAUCCUUGAAACUUCAAAUUCAGCUCGUCAUCUCAAAAUCUGGUGUGAUGCAUGCAAUCUGGAAGAGAUCAAGGGCAUAAGAUGGAGAUGCACUGAGUGCUACGCCUUUGACCUCUGUACGACCUGCUACAUGAAUGACGAACAUGAUCUGAGUCAUGUCUUCAUGAGAGUGAUGUCCUCACACAAAACAUCUAAGGGCAUCAAGAUGCUACCAAGAUCAUCAUCUCCUCAUAUUCCUCUUAGAGGAAGUUUUCCUGGAGCGAAGGUUGUCAGACAUCCCCACUGGUGCAUGAGAAAUAGAACAGACAAGCAACUUGGGAGAGUAGUCAAGACUGGACAGACACCAGAGCAAAACAUUGGAGUCCAAGCUGUGGUAGAUUUACUUUGUAGAUUUACUUCUUGUACAGAAAGGGUAGACUUCACUGAAAUCAUCUGUACAUUGCCAGGAUCUGGAGGUCAUGUGUAUGAUGGACACCUACCAAAUCUAGGAGAACUGGAGACAGUUGAUGAAGGAGACAAAGUAGUCGUAACUGCAACUCCGCCCGAAAUGAAAGAACUUCAUGAACGCAGAGGAUUGUGGGAUCCUGACAUGGUCAAAACAUGUGGCAGAAAAGGCUUUGUGAAUAAGAGAACGAACACUGGGGACUUCACUGUGACUUUCCAUGACAGCCAAGAAACCUUCACUAUGAAUUCUGCAGCUCUAAGAAAGCUUCAUCGUUUCUGUCUUGGUCAGCUUGUCCGCAUCAGUGAUGACAUCGAGAUGGUCAAGAGAUUACAGUUUGGACACGGAGGGUGGAAACCAACUAUGAAACAGGUAAUCGGGAAAGUUGGGAAGAUUGUUAAGAUCGAGGGAUCAGACAUUCACGUCAAAACUAAACACCAAACCUACGUCUUCAGCUCAGCAAACCUGGUUCCUGCAAGAAUCCCCUUUGAUCGGCCGAAAGUAAGAUCCAUGGCUGAGGAAUGUGAUAUGGCUCUCCAAUUGAGCAAACCUGCAUGGGAGAUUGAAAGGGCUGUAGCAUCCGGUGAUAUCCCUCUCGUUAAGCGUAUGUUAAAGAAACAUCCAGAAUUGGUGCAUCAUGAGCCCAGGCCGGGCAGAUCGCUUCUUACGCUAGCCAUCAAAAACGUGCCCAUGAUGAAGUUUCUGGUUGAGAAAGGGUGCUUCAUUGAGAGCUACGACGAGGAAGGCCGCACACCUCUCUUCCUUGCAAAUGAUGCCAACAGCUAUGAGGGUGUGCGGUUCCUCCUCGAGCAAGGGGCCGAUGUUCAUUCAGCGAACUUUGAAGGUCUGACCAGCUUUGUCGUCGCCUGUGACCAUGGGUCCUUUGAGUGUGCGCAUUACCUUCUUAUGCACGGAGCAGAUGUGAACAUCAGGUCGAACAAUGAUUUUCUACCGAUAAAUCGGGCCAUACUGAACGGAGGUAGGACCAUACUGGACCUCAUUCUGGCCCGAAAGGAAGUAGAUUUGAAGGCGGUGUCGACAUCAUUACACAUGUCUACAAUGCACUAUGCCGCCAACGGAGCCAACACAUAUGCCCUUACAAAGCUCAUGGAGAAAGCCCCUAGGUUGGUUGAAGCACAGACAUGCAAUGGAAAUACUCCCAUCUUCUGUGCCGGGUAUGCAAGCUCCCUGAAAGCAACUGAAGUACUCAUCAAAAAGGGCCACUGCAAUGUGAAUGCCCAGACAACCGGAGAUCGAACAAGUCCGCUUCAUCAUGCCUUAUACAAAGAGAACUUCCACUUGAUUGAAGUCUUGAUGAAGAAUGGUGCCAAUGCCAACAUCACCAUCCGUUCUGGGGACUCCUGUUUAAAGAUGGCCUUUGACGUUAUCGAUUCCAUCGAAAUUGACGAAAGAUGUAUCAAAGAGGAACCCUUUAUGUCAGAGAUGAAGAAGAAGUGGGGACAUGUUGGUAUCAAGACAAAUGGAGAUGCCCUUCUUGCCUAUCUUGUGUCUCAUGGUGGUGACCUGGAUGUGUACAACUGUGAUAAAAUCACGAUACGGAAGUCACUUCAACUGAAGGCCGAAGAUGACAUCUUGCGUUCUCUGGAUCACAUACAAUCUCUAACAAGGAAAGACAUCGCCAGACAGCAGAGCACAGCCAACUGCCCCCUGCGCAUUCUGACCAAGCACUGCCCAGGCACUGUUGCUGAGGCCGAGCAUGAGUUUUCUGACUUGAAGAAAUGUACAGCUACACCAGAGAUGAAGACACAAAGCGCAAGGAAAUCUUCAGAGAAGUCGUCAACAAGUUCUGCCAGACCAGUUGCAAAGACACAGAGUGCAAGAAUGUCUUCAGAGAAGUCAUCAACAAGCUCUCCUAGACCAGGAGCGAAGAGAAAAAGUGCAAGAAACUCCUCGGGGAAGUCGUCUACGAGUUCUGGAAGCCAGCAGAAAUCAGUGGGGAAAGAAACCACAAAUGCUUGUGAGAAAGGAGCAGGGGACAGCAGUGCACAAAAAUCCCAUAGUAAACCUUCAGACACAGAUGAGUGUAAUCGACUACAAGCUGAACUCCAGCACAAAGAUGACCAGCUGAAAGUGCUUCGGUUGAGGGUCAAGACACUGGAACACCUGGUCAAGAAGAAAAUCUCCUUCGCUUGUGGUCAUGAUGUCUUCCGAAGCAUUGCUGAGCUGAUCCCUGAAUGCCCAAAUUGCAGCGAGCCAAUAGCAUCGGUUGUUGAUGCCCAAUAACAGUCGCCAUCGUCUUUCCAGAACUCUUGCUUAGGUUGUAUAUGAAGAGUCCAGGAAUCCAAUAGCAUUGGUUGUAGAUGCCCGAUAACAGUUGCCAUCAUCUGCCCAGAACCCAUUGCUUAUUAGUUGUAUAUGAAGAGUGCAGGAAUCCAAUAGCAUCGGUUGUUGACGCCCGAUAAGAUUUGCCAUCAUCUGCCCAGAACCCAUUGCUUAGGUUGUAUAUGAAGAGUGCAGAAUCCAAUAGCAUUGGUUGUAGAUGCCCGAUAACAUUCGCCAUCAUCUGCCCAGAACCCAUUGCUUAUUAGUUGUAUAUGAAGAGUGCAGGAAUCCAAUAGCAUUGGUUGUUGACGCCCGAUAAGAUUUGCCAUCAUCUGCCCAGAACCCAUUGCUUAGGUUGUAUAUGAAGAGUCCAGGAAUCCAAUAGCAUAGGUUCUUGAUGCCCAAUAAGAUUCGCCAUCAUCUGCCCAGAACCCAUUGCUUAGGUCGUAUAUGAAGAGUGCAAGAAUCCAAUAGCAUUGGUUGUUGACGCCCGAUAAGAUUUGCCAUCAUCUGCCCAGAACCCAUUGCUUAGGUUGUAUAUGAAGAGUCCAGGAAUCCAAUAGCAUAGGUUCUUGAUGCCCAAUAAGAUUCGCCAUCAUCUGCCCAGAACCCAUUGCUUAGGUUGUAUAUGAAGAGUGCAGAAUCCAAUAGCAUCGGUUCUUGAUGCCCGACAAGAUUCGCCAUCAUCUGCCCAGAACCCAUUGCUUGAAUUGUAAAGAAGAGUCCAAGAUUCCAGUGUUAUCGGUUGUUGAUGCCCAAUAACAGUCACCAUCUUCUGCCCAGAAGCUAUUGCUUAGGUUGUAUAUGAAGUGUGCAGGAAUCCAAUAGCAUCGGUUGUUGAUGCCCAUUAACAGUCGCCAUCAUCUGCUCAGAACCCAUUACUUAGGUUGUAUAUGAAGUGUGCAAGAAUCCAAUAGCAUCGGUUGUUGACGCCCAAUAAGAUUCGCCAUCAUCUGCCCAGAAACCAUUGCUUGAAUUGUAAAGAAGAGUCCACAAUUCUUGCAGUUUGGUCAGUGGAUUGAGACAGAGUUGUGGAUAACUCUCCCAUUUGUGGUGUACAAAAAUAUCAUUCAUUUUUUUUGGCCUUCUCCCUUAGGGCAAUGAAUAUAUUAUGGAUAGCAUAUCAUUUUAGGUCCUCUAAAUAGAAACAAAACUUCUUGAGCCAUACAUUUUUAGUCAUUUUAUAUGCUAGAACAAAUGGGAAAGUUGUCCCCCACUACAUGACAGAGACGAUACUGACCCAGCCAAUUUGAAGAUCACAUACCUAUAGUGAGUACAGUUUUAAACAAUUCAAAGCUUUCUCAAUUAUGUCCGAUUCCUUCAAACUUUCAUCAGUCUACUUCUCUAAUUUUCUUGCUCUCGUCUAGAGUAGUUUGCUGUCAAGGUUGGAUUUCUCUUUAAUUGAAUAUACAUUUUUUCAAAGUAAUGGCAUGUGUCUGCAAAAUCAUUGUCUUGGACUUUCAUAUAUAUAAGUUCUGUUUUAUAUAGGCUAGUACUAAAAGUCAUGAGGUUCAUUGCCUUUGUCACCCCAAAGUGAAUGUGCUUGUCCCAGUAUAAGGAGUGUGAUCUGCAAAGUACAAUUUACCUCUUAUGUUAUGUUUCACUAAGGUUGCAUCUAAGAAUAGCAUACAUUCAUUUUAAAAAUGAUUAUGACUUGAGAAGAUUAAGAAGAAAACAAAUACAGUAUUAUUUAAUGCCAUUUCGAAAGCUGUAACAGCAAAAAUAUGUACCUUUUGUUGUUGAAUACAUUAUUACUUUAUGCAUUCUCCUAGGUGUUAAUGGAAACAUAUUUUAUGUGUAAAUGCAGUAUUUAUGAAAGUUGUUAUUAUUAUAUCUGAUGACAUUUAGCUUUCAUUUCAGCUUGGUUCAAAGACAGAAAGUCUUUGAGGAUUUCUUACCUUUUUA
This is a messenger RNA of Strongylocentrotus purpuratus (purple sea urchin), 5223 nucleotides long. RefSeq names its product E3 ubiquitin-protein ligase MIB2. Gene Ontology annotation, molecular function: ubiquitin-protein transferase activity; protein binding; zinc ion binding. NCBI's taxonomy places the organism in Eukaryota, Metazoa, Echinodermata, Echinoidea, Camarodonta, Strongylocentrotidae. Bases 352 to 3279 code for a protein of 975 amino acids. The record is from RefSeq and is a predicted model, not a curated record. The transcript has 18 exons. Gene Ontology annotation, cellular component: cytoplasm. Gene Ontology annotation, biological process: protein ubiquitination.